GAGUACGAAGAGAGGAAAGGAGUCCGUUAUUUCGUCACUAUCAAACCAAAACGGCGUCGCAUUACCGUACAGUCGUCUUCCUUUAAAACUGCUCAAUAUAAACAGACCUUACAAGUUACAACAAUCUCUGUCUCCAACAAAACUGAAAGGAUAGAAAGAGAGAGAGAGAGAUUUCGAUCAACCUCUUCUUGAAAAUGGCAAGUGAAACAGAGAACAUAAAGUACGAAGAGAGUUUCAUUAAGAAUACUCGAGGAAUGAAGUUAUUCACGUGCAAGUGGUUACCAGCAAAUAAAGAGCCAAAGUCUUUGAUCUUCAUCUGCCAUGGAUAUGCAAUGGAAUGCAGUAUCACCAUGAACAGUACUGCGAGAAGGCUUGUGAAUGCAGGAUAUGGGGUGUAUGGGAUGGACUAUGAAGGACAUGGUAAAUCUGAUGGGCUUAGUGCGUAUGUCCCAAACUUCGACCAUCUCGUUGAUGAUGUCUCUGCCCACUACACAUCCAUUUGCGAGAGAGAAGAGAACAAAUGUAAGAUGAGAUAUUUGUUAGGAGAAUCAAUGGGUGGGGCUGUGCUUUUGUUGUUACACAGAAAGAAGCCUGAGUUUUGGGAUGGGGCCGUCUUGGUUGCUCCUAUGUGUAAGAUCGCAGAAGAAAUGAAACCAAACCCUGUGGUAAUUUCUGUAUUGUCCAAACUUAGUGGAGUCAUUCCUACGUGGAAGAUUAUCCCUGGCCAGGAUAUCAUUGAGACUGCUUUUAAGCAGCCAGAAGUCAGGAAACAGGUCAGAGAAAACCCUUACUGCUACAAAGGUCGUCCACGCUUGAAGACUGCUAAUGAGCUACUGAGGAUUAGCACCGACCUCGAGAAGAGGCUUGAUGAGGUUUCAUUACCGUUCAUGGUAUUGCACGGUGAAGAUGAUAAAGUCACGGACAAAGCGGUUAGCGGACAAUUCUAUGAAGUUGCGUCGAGUUCGGACAAGACUUUUAAACUGUAUCCUGGGAUGUGGCAUGGUUUACUCUAUGGCGAGACACCAGAGAACAUCGAGAUUGUUUUUACUGACAUCAUUGGUUGGUUGGACAAGAGAGCUUCUGAUGGAAACGGAGGGUUUGAGUCUGAGCUCAAACGUAAAGAAGAUGGUUUCACUUUGAAAGAGUAGCUCUGAUUCAAAUGCUAUUGUUGUUGAUUAUGACACUGUGACAUGCCUUUGUAAGUGCAGUGACAUUUAUAAACUACAUUAUGCGUCCUUCCUCAGUCUCUAAUUCUUUAUAUAUAAACCUAAUUAAUUA
Molecule: messenger RNA, 1278 nt
Organism: Brassica napus (rape)
Lineage: Eukaryota; Viridiplantae; Streptophyta; Magnoliopsida; Brassicales; Brassicaceae
Product: caffeoylshikimate esterase
Exons: 8
Coding region: 195-1148 (317 amino acids)
Cellular component (GO): membrane
Molecular function (GO): lipase activity
Source: RefSeq, a predicted model, not a curated record